AUCACCACCAGCAGCAGCCAUGACCUCCGUGCGCUCAGGAUUGUCCUCCUCCAUGUCACUCUACUCCAUGAGCUCCUCCAAGCGAGCCUCACGCGGCACCAGCGUGUACGGCGGGGCCGGAGGCAGGAACGUCCGCGUGUCGUACGCUUCCAACGGUCUGGGCUCUGGCUUCGACCUGACGCAGGCGCUCGCGGGCGGCGACAACCUAAGCGUCACCACCAACGAGAAGGCGACGAUGCAGAACCUGAACGACCGACUGGCCUCCUACCUGGCGAAGGUGCGUUCGCUGGAGUCUGCCAACCUUCAGCUGGAGACUCAGAUCCGUGAAUGGUACCAAAAAAAGACCCCCGCCGUCAGGGACUACAGCAAGUUCGAGCCAAUCAUCGAGGACCUACGCAACAAGAUAAGAGCUGCCACGCUGUCAAAUUGCGAGUUGAUGCUGCAGAUAGAUAAUACCAAGCUGGCAACAGAGGACUUCAAAGUGAAGUUUGAGAAUGAGUUGGCAAUGCGCAUGUCAGUGGAGACAGACAUCACUGGGCUGCGCAGAGUCUUGGAUGACUUGACCAUGACUCGGGCCGACUUGGAGAUGCAGGUGGAGGGUUUGAAGGAAGAGCUGAUCUUUAUGAAGAAGAACCAUAAGGAGGAAAUGGAAAGCCUGCGCCAUAACAUGCAAUCCAGCUCUGUGAACGUUGAGGUUGAUGCCAAACCCCAGGAGGACCUGUCCAAGAUCAUGGAAGAGAUGCGAUCUCAGUAUGAGAACGUUGUGGAGAAGAACCGCCGUGAGAUGGAAGGCUGGUACAAGGACAAGUUUGAAGAUCUGAGCAAGAAGAUGGCAAGCAGCACAGAGACUAUAGAGGUCUCCCGAAGUGAGCUCACCGACCUGAAGAGGAGGCUUCAGGCUCUGCAGAUAGAGCUACAGUCCCAGCUUUCCCUGAAAUCUAGCUUGGAGGGCGAGCUGGCUGACACAGAGUCCCGCUACAGCUUUAAGCUGCGCAGCCUUCAAGAAAUGGUGGACAGCCUGGAGGUCGAGAUCAGCAAUAUGAAGAUGGACAUCGAGCGACAGGCAUCAGAAUACCGAACCCUGCUGGACAUUAAAACCAGACUGGAGAUGGAGAUAGCAGAGUACCGAAGACUGCUGGAUGGAGAGGAUGUGAAGAAAAAUAUAGUUGUGGAAGUGAAAGAAGUGAAAGAAGUUAAAAAAGAAGUAGUAGAAGAACAUAAACCGGUCAUUACCAAGAGGACAAAAGUGGUGAUUGAAGAGCUUGUGGACGGAAAAGUGGUGUCACGUACAGAAGAUGUAGACACCGCAGUCGUCAGCAAGUAAACUGAGCCAAAAAACCAAUCAAGAAGCAGUGUCUUUUGUAUUUAGGUCUCUGAAAAACACAGAAAGUAUAAACAUUUACCUUCCAGAUCUUUGUGUAGCUGAAAUGUUUCGAUUUUUUUGUCACGGUAUUUAUUUUGACUUAAAUACUGGAAGACAUAUGCAAAGCUAGAAUUGCUUUGAAAAUUCUGUGCUUGGAAAACCAGACUACAUAAGCAGUAAAACUAUAAGCUACAUCAGAAAAAGAAAUCCUAUUCCAGGUAUAGCACCUACAGGAAUAAAGUACAUUUUAUCAUGUUAAAAACAAACAAGUGCAAAAGAGCAAAUCCAGUUUUGGUUAGAUUUAGGAAAACGAAUAUUAGAUCCAUUUCUGUGUU
Messenger RNA from Xiphophorus maculatus (southern platyfish), 1698 nucleotides. RefSeq names its product keratin, type I cytoskeletal 13-like. The transcript has 8 exons. The record is from RefSeq and is a predicted model, not a curated record. NCBI's taxonomy places the organism in Eukaryota, Metazoa, Chordata, Actinopteri, Cyprinodontiformes, Poeciliidae. Gene Ontology annotation, molecular function: structural molecule activity. Bases 20 to 1324 code for a protein of 434 amino acids.